GAUUUGUUUGGCAAAAGAAGUGUUCAGUGUGUUCAGGCGGGUCUACCGAGCAGCAUUUAGGUUAUUCUGCUACAAUUAAGGUCCCGAUUGAGUAGCAGACUCAACGCAUACAUAUUUAGACUCUAUACCAAAAAUUGUCCUGCCAGCAAUGAUUCUGGGCUUGCAAUUAAAGAUCCAUUGCUCUAUACACAUAUAAAUAUUCAUUCUGAGAGCUUACUACUUUCCCUAAUAGUUCUGGGCUUCAACCAAAUCGGCCCUGCUUGCCAACCUUAUAUUGGCACUGGAUCUGUCAUAAGCUCCUCAUUAUCGCCGGGAUAGAAGAUGUGGAUCUUGGAGUAUCUGAGUUGUCGACAGCCGUCUUAGAGUUUCAGGGUCAAACUUUAAACUCUGUAGUAUUAAACACGGAGCUUAUCAGAUUAGAGCCCUCUUCUAACUUCUGUUUAAUAAUCUAUGUUUCGAAACUGGUGGAAAAGGCAAUUUUUUUGAAGUCAUAUGCCAACAAUUGUUCGCUAUUGGUGUCUAACCAUCUCGUCUUUCUUUCCCAUAUGCUGAGGAAAAGCCAGAGAAACAUUGCACACAAAAGGCGAACUACGCUGCUCCGAUUUAGACGCCGGGGACUAGCCAGAUCCAUUAACCACCCAUUGCAAACGAAGAGCUCUUGCUGCCUUGAGAGUCCGGAAUAUUGCUGGCACAAUUAAGAUCUAUUUAUUGUAGUCGGAUAAAUUAUUUUUAAUCCAGUACCAAAACUUUGCAUGCCUUAAAAAAUCUGCUCAUCUGCACCACUUUCCUACUGCCCGGUUAGAAGCGGGAUUGGGUAGUCGCUACAACAGUAACAACAACAGACGCAGAGUUUGAAAAGAUGGCUGAGUAUCCAAAUAUAUUCAUGUAUUGCCUAAAGCGGAGAUAAGGUGAUAUUGUUGUUUUAGCGGCUACGUUUACAAAUUAAUUCAUCUAAAUCGCCGAGGUCGUCUAUUGGGAGGUCCAGGAAACGUACUGUUUCGACGGGAUGGGACCAGAUGAAGAGGGAGACUGGUCGAGUUUGGAUUGAUAGGAGUUGAACCUGCUACAGUAUCCAGACCUAAGUUGUGCUCUCAACUCUCAAGACAGCCGGUUCUCUACGCAUCGGAGUUGACUGGAUUUAUCCGGCCAAGGGCUGUCACCCUUUUGGCGAUCUAACCCCUUUAAGUCAACAGGAAACAAAAUGGAUUCGUGGAUAAGAGAAACUGCACUGUCUGAUAACCAAGAUUUAUCAAUCUCUUGCUUUAAAAUGAUAAGCUGGUUAAGUACUGAAUUUUAUGGGGCAUUAACGUAUAAAGAAGUUGAAACUAUCCUUAUUUGUGCUGCUUUUGUAGACAUCAUCGUAGAUAUUUCUGGAGAGGACUUUAAAAAUGAUUUAAUAAAGAAAUAUCCACAUCAUAAGUUAUUUUUAAAGGACUUUUUUAGAAAAUUAAAAGAAAUUAGUGUUACACAAUAUUCAGCCGCCAAAAUAUUAGCUACUGAAGAUGGUUACAAACACGUUUAUACAGUUGAAAGUAUUUUGAAGCAUUUUAAUGUUGAUAUUUCCGUAGUAUACAACUAUAAGAUGCCUUCAAGAAACGUAUGUACGGAGACUCCAAAGUAUAAAAUGCUGGUGUUAGUUGAGAAAAUUUUUCAGUUGGCACCUGAAAACAUUGAUAUUGCCGUGGACAGGUUGUUCAACUGCUGUGAUUUCUCAUUGCUCGGUUACAUAUUCUUAGAACCGCUAAGCAGCAUUCAUAUUAGUAAAUAUAAGAUUAUAGAGCAUAAAAUUUGCCAAAAGAUCAGCGACAAAAAUGUUAAUCAUUCUUUUAUAAAAUCGAUGUACAUGACAUCUGCGAAUUCAGUUAAGGGUGCCAACUUUUAUAAAUCAUGUUUUGAAAAUGUGGUUUUUGGUAAUAGUUUAACAAAUUUCUUCAUCGCAUAUUUUAAUAAUUUCGAAAAAGAAGAUUACUACAAGUCAUUAAAUGCUCAACAUAAACUAUCUGAUAUUAUUUUUCUGGUAAAUUGUGCGUUGUCUUCGAAGUCUUCUGCGCUUUCGAAAUUAAUCGAAAGUAUACGUAAUAACACAACAAUUAAACAUCUUAUAAAUAAGUCAUUUUUCAAUUAUAAUUAAUAGUGAAUUAUAUAUGCACAUAUUUCUCACACAUGAAGUAUAUUUUACCUCCUUUUAUAUUAUAGAAGGAUUUUUUCUUUGCAUUGUUAAUAAUUAAACCAGACUGAAGUCAUUCAGUAAAAUAAUAUACAUAAAUAUAUAGAGAACUUGUCAAAUGUAUACGAAUGUUCAAAUAGAUACUGUAAAUAGAUAAUUCAUUAACAAUAAAAGAAAACAUCCCUUUCCGUAA
Ceratitis capitata (Mediterranean fruit fly) is the source of this 2360-nucleotide messenger RNA. RefSeq lists its product as hypothetical. Bases 1202 to 2131 code for a protein of 309 amino acids. The record is from RefSeq and is a predicted model, not a curated record. NCBI's taxonomy places the organism in Eukaryota, Metazoa, Arthropoda, Insecta, Diptera, Tephritidae. The transcript has 2 exons.